AACAUGACUAGAAAACUUAUAUAAUCAGAGGUAAUCAUAAAACCCUGUCACUUGUCCAUUCGUGAUUUUUCGUCUUCAAGAGGAUGGAGACGGCAGGCACAGUAAGUUUGGAGACUGAUUUUUGUAGUAGAUGGUUCAUGAAGGCCUGUGAUGCUAUGACGAAUUCUCAAUUUUUAGUCAAACAUCUCUCCAACAACCAGUAAAUAGGCAAUAAGCUACACACAAUGCAUUAGAAAUAAUGCUAAACAAUCCAUAAGCAAAUGUAUAUAAGAUAUAUAGUUCGCUUAACAAGAUCCUUAGAGAGCUAGUGUUGUAUGUAUUGUGUAUUUUAUUACAUGGAGCCAACACUGGCUGUGCACUGUUUAUUGAUAGGGCGCCUUAUACCUGCUUUACCCAUAGUGGGGGUCAUAUUGACACCACAGGCUUUUUUUAAAUGAUAUGCCUGCUGGUUGCUAGUGUUGCCAUCAGAAAAAAAAGCAUUUGACACUUUUUGUUUUUAUUGACUUUAUAUAAUAAAUAUAAUUUUUUUUAAACGGUCAAUAUCUCCUGCUAUGCAAAUAGUUCUGUACAAAUAUAUGUUAUGAAGAUGUAGAGAUUGAAGUACUUGAACGUCAAAAAAGAAAAACAGUAAACAGAGAAAGAUUAGUGAUUUGUUUGGAUACUUUUUCAAGAGCUUGAAUGUGUUGAAGUAAAUGACUAAACUUUCUGAGCUGUUCUUCAAAAUGCAAAAUUAGGCAUUAAUGGGUAUUGUCCAACAGAGGCAAUAAGUAUGGGCUAGUUUAUGAUCUAACUUCUUGUUAAACAAAUUUGAGGAAAGUGAGAUAUAAGAAAGUGUUAAAAAUAGUCAUUCAUAACUACAAAUAUUACCUCAGAUCAUGAAAACCUCCUUACUAGGCUUGCUCACUGUGAUAAAACUCAGUUCUCUGAUAAAUUCAGGUGAAAAUUUAGUUUUUAAAUUUGUAUUAUUUGAUCGAAUUUUAGCGAUGCUGCAGUUUGGCUUAUCUGAAUAUUGGCCAACUCCAACCGAAUAGCAUGGUAUUUUAUCGUCUUGAUUCCAAAAUAUCAGUCACAUUCUCCUUGGAUCAAUAAACUGUGACACACAAUAUCAUAUAUCGUAUAUCAUAUAUAAGAUCCUUGAAUAUUCUGUUUUUGCAAAAAUAAACACUGCAAUCUUACUUUGCAGCUAUGUAACUUAUGCAUGUGGGAGAAUCUUAAUAUAACACAUUUCUGUUGCAUCAGUGGCGUACAUACCACGGUCGCAGGGGUCGCAGCUGUGACUGGGCCCGUCACUCCAGGGGGCCCGGCCUCCCUGUGGACCCCCAUGACCGGGUACCAUCUGCCACGUUUUACGGCUGCGGUGCGCGUGGCAAGCCGCCGGGACCGCAUGUUAAGGGGUCCAUCGGGUGGCCCAUGGAUCAGUUUCGCACCGGGGCCCAAUGGAUUGUGUGUACGCUACUGUGUUGCAUAAUGAAUAUUUACAUCAUGAUUUCUUAUGCUUUAUUUAAAGGUCAUCAAAUGCAGGGCAGCUGUUACCUGGUGUGUUAAUGAACCAUUCUCAAUUGAGGUGGUGGAAGUGGCACCCCCAAAAGCCCAUGAGAUACGAAUUAAGGUAAACAAAUAAGAUCUUCAUUAAAUUUAAAAAUAAAAAAUCUGGUCUACCUAAGCUACAUAUCUACACAUGUACAUAGAAGGUGCACUUUUAGAGACUAAUCUUAAUACAAUUGUUUUCAAGUGGCCAAAAUUGUUUUACGGUAGCCCAAAUUAAAUUUCAAUGCCUGACAAAACAUAAAUGUUCCCUUUUUUUAAACUUUUUUAUAUACGCCAUUAUUAUUAUUUUAUUAUUAUUUUAUUAUUUAUAUAGCGCCAUCACAUUCCGUAGUGCUGUACACUGGGUGGACUAACAGACAUGUAAUUUUUACCAGACAAUUGGACGUACGGGAACAGAGAGGUGGAGGGCCCUGCUCAAUGAGCUUACAUUCUAGAGUGAGUGUGGUAUAGUGACACAAAGGGUAAAAGUAGGGGUAAGAAGUAGGUUGUUAGAAAAGUAUUCAUUGAGGGCUUAGUAGGUAAUUUUUGACAGUUGCAGGAGAGGAGUUAUGGGGGUGGAGGAUAAAAACCUGCUUACAGUUUAACUGAAAUGCUUUCUUGAAGAAGUGAGUUUUCAAUGAUUUUUUGAAUGAGUGGAGACUGGGUGAAAAUCUUACAGAGAAGGGAAGGGCGUUCCACCGAAGAGGUACAGCCCUGGAGAAAUCUUGGAGGCGAGCAUUAGAGGUGGGAGUACAGACAGAGGAUAGACGUAGGUCUUUGGCAGAGCGUAGGGGCCUCGACGGGACAUACUUGUGUAUUAGGGAGGAUAGGUAGGUUGGAGCAGCAUUAUGUAGGGACUUGUAAGCAAUCACCAGAAUUUUAAAUUGAGCCCUAUAUUUAACUGGAAGCCAGUGCAGGGACUGACAGAGCGGGGAAGCGUGGGAGGUGUGAGCGGACAGGAAAAUGAGCCUCACCAUUGCAUUCAUUAUAGAUUGCAGCAGUGCAAUCUGGGAACACGUAAGACCACUGAGAAGGGUAUUGCAGAAGUCAAGGCGAGAGAGAACAAGAGCAUGGACCAGCACCUUAGCCGCAUCUGGGGUUAAAUAGGGGCGAAUGCGUGCUAUGUUUUUGAGAUGGAAGCGACAGGAUUUGAUGAUUGAUUGGAUAUGAGGGGUGAAGGAGAGGUUGGAGUCAAAAAGAACACCCAGGCAGCGAGCCUGUGAGGUAGAGGUGAUGGUAGCACCGUGCCUGUGAGCCUGUGAGGUAGAGGUGAUGGUAGCACCGUUGACUUGGAGGGAGACAGACACAGGAGUAGUAACACAUGAGGGAGGAAAGACCUGAAGUUCUGUUUUGGACAGGUUGAGUUUAAGGAAGUAAGCAGCCAUCCAGUUGGAGAUCGAAGAGAGGCAGUCAGAGACACGAGUCAAGAUGGGUGGAGAGAGAUCAGGAGAGGACAGGUAGAAUUGAUUGUCAUCCGCAUAGAAAUAAUAACGGAAGCCAAAGGAGCUGAUGAAUUUCCCAAGGGAGGCAGUAUAGAUAGAGAACAGUAGGGGACCAAGGAGAGAACCUUGGGGGACGACAACAGAGAGUGGUUGGGGGGAAGAGACAGAGUCAGAGAAAGAAACAAUGAAAGAGUGCUGGGAGAGGUAGGAGGAGCACCAGGAGAGAGCAGUAUCCCGUAGACCAAAAUUACAGAGAAUGCGAAGAAGCUGUUGAUGAUCAACAGUGUCAAAGGCAGCAGAAACAUCAAGGAGAAUUAGGAUAGAGUAAUGGCCGCGAGAUUUAGCAGUGAUUAAAUCGUUGGAUAAUUUGGUCACAGCCGUUUCGACAGACUAACCAGCGUGGACUCCAGACUGAAGGGGGUCAAGCAGAGAGUAGGAUUCGAAAAAGUCAGUCAGUCUGAUGUACACAACUCUCUCGAGGAUCUUGGAGGCAAAUGGCAAUAGCGAGAUAAGGCGGUAGUUGGAUGGGGAGUUGGGGUCAAGGCUGGGCCCUUUCAGAAUUGGGGUUACAGUUGCAUGUUUGAAGGAAGAGGAAAAUGUGCCAGAGAAGAGGGAGAGAUUGAAGAUUUUAGUGAGAGGAAGAGCAAGAGAGGGAGACAAAGUGCGGAUGAGAGGUGGUGGGGUGGGAGGACCGGAGCAGAGCACGAACCUCUUCUGCUGUAGCAGGUGCAAAUGAGUGUAGAAUGGUGGAGGGAGUGGGGUUGGGUGAUGUAUUGGUAGGGGAAGGAGAGAGAUUAGCGAUCUCUUCUCUGAUUGUAGAGAUCUUCACAGUGAAGUGUGAUGCAAAGUUUGUGGCGGAGAAGGUGGUAGAAGGAGUGGGAGUAAAAGGGCGAAGAAGAGCAUCAAAAGUGUGAAAUAGGUGUUUAGGUUGCUGGGACAGUGUAUUUAUGAGGGUGUUAAAGUAGUAUACUUUUGCAGCGGAGAGAGCCAGGCUGUAUGAGCGUAGCAUAAAUUUAUAGUGGAGGAAGUCAAAUGCAAAGUGAGACUUUCUCCAGCAGCGUUCAGCAGUUCCACAACAUUUUUGGAGGUAACGGGUGAGCUUGGUGUGCCAUGCUUUUAAUUGGGGGCACUUGCUGCGUGUAAUUGCGAGAGGUGCCAUGAUGUUGGAAUGAUGUCCCUGUAUUAUAUUCUCUUUAGUUGCAAUUUAGUUCAAAAUUAUUUCUUAGAUUUUUAAGUGCAAACUUGACAUACUUAUCACUUACCCCAUGUCUUGGAUUUUAGUUGAUAGUCUUAAUUUCAGGCCCCUUUGGUGAGUGAGUCACUAUACACGAUCUGACUGCAUGAAAUAAAAAAAAUAAAUCAAACAGGGUUAUUCACUAAAGUGAGAACUGUCAGGAUCUCUAAGUAACUACCAAAUUUAAGGCCAAAAAAUUUGCAUUGGAAUCAUAGCUGACUUUUUUUCAGUGCUGCUAUUUCGAUCUUAAGUUAUACAUUUAUUUUGCAAUUCCAAAUUUAAGGUCAAAAUAGCUGAUCUAAAAAGAAAUUUCAAGGCCACUAUGCUUUCACGCUAUUUUGGCCUUAAAUUCUGAAAUAAGCUAUUACAGGCAGAUGGGCUACUUCAUGAAUAGAGCACUAUCCAUGUCGUUGUUGGGAAACAAAAAUACUGGUAAUUCACACUUUAGUUCAUAACCGUGAGAGGGGCUGUGACAUAAUAAAAUGAUACUGAAAGCUGCUGCUGGCAUUUUAAUAAAGCCCUUAACUGGUAUUUGCAAGUAGUCAUACAUUUUCUUUUACUUAAGCUUCUCCUUUGCAAUAUCUGUUUGAAGAGAGGAUUGGAUUUAAAUAAAGUAUAUCUAAUCUGCACAAUGGCAAUGUAGCUUUAAAAAACUGCUUUUUUUCAUAUCUAAUUAUAGAAAGUGGUGUUAAUCAAUAUCCCCAAAACAAAUAUCUUUGAAUGCAUUGGAUUACCUGCAGUUAGUAUGCAAGGCCCUUUGGGAUGCAAAAAGCGGUGAAACCAAUCUAAAAAAUAAUAUUCUAUAUAUUCCUUCAUUUAGAUGGUAUAUACAGGAAUAUGUGGCUCUGAUGAUAAUGCAGUUUAUGGAAAAUUUAAAGACAUGCAGUUUCCAAUCAUUCUUGGUCAUGAAGGAGUUGGUAUUGUAGAGAGCAUUGGUGGUGGAGUAAAAGGAUUUAAACCAGGUAAGACGGCCCUUUCACAACUAUCAAACCUGUAUCAAUGCAUUUUGUACAGAUUGAAAAUCAAAUAUUUAGAUGUCUGCCAGAUUAUGAAAUUAAAGAUUCUGGACAAUUAGCAUUUUGGGGCAUGAUUCUUUUUAUUACUUCUUAUUGGGCUAGCCAAAUAAACAACAUAAAUUAAUAAUAAACUACCUACCCACCCAAAUACAUGUACCAUUACCCCAUCAAAUGGAACAUCAGGACAUUUUACAAUUAUUCACUAAAAGAAAAUGUGUCUACAUUAUGAUUUAUGGACAACUGGGAGGAGUAUAAAAAUAAGGGAAGGGCUCAAGGAUUUAUGUUUAAGGGAAGGAAAGUCAGAAGAAAUUACAUUUUUUCUGAAAGGGGGUGGACCCAUUUAUUUUCUUCCUUUUCAAUGUGCAUAAUAUAAUUCCCUCCUCGAUAGGGUUUUUUAAGCACUUUUAUCCCAAGUAAGGUUAAACCUCUGGGAUCCAUAUUAUGGCAUACCUCUACUGAAAAUUUUUAGGGACUUUUAAUCUAGCAAUUUUUGCUUUUAUAUUUAUUGUAUUUAUGUGGAAAUAAAGAUUUUUUGAAGAUUGGAAUCUUUUGGCUGCCUAAUCUUCUGUAUCAUUGGUCCACCCUUCAGUUGGAUGCUGUAGGGUGGUGGAGAGGAGCAUCUAUAGCUUGAGUAGGCUUAUCUGCUUUGCACUUUGAGGUGUGAUACACUUGACAUUGGUAUUACACGUGUUUGCAAUUUUUUAUCACUUAUUAUGUAUUUUGCACUUUGGAUUGCAGUUGCACUUUAAGAAUUUGUGCACUUUGAGUUUAUUGUGCAAUUUUUGUAUUAGUUUUUACACUACACUUAUAAUAUUUUGUUGAGACAAAGCACACCUAUUUGUAUGUAUCUAAAAAGACAAGAUCUUAUCCAAUAUGUACUUAUAACAGUUAUAUGAUAUAUGAAAUUAUACAUUUGCACAAUUAGUAUGGGUAUGGGGGAGGGUAGGGUUGGUUGUUUCUUAUUUUUAUAUUACGUACUCUUUUAAGAAAGAAAGGUUUUUCAUCAUUUAUUGCAAGGAAACAUCUUCUGUAUUUAAUGCCAUUUAGCAGAUGUUUCAGCUUUUUAAUUUUACAUAUAUAUGGCUGAGCUCCCCAAUGGAUGAAUAUCUUUCCUUGUUUGCAGUGCAACUUUAGUUUAGUUUUUUUCUGCUGUCAUUAGUUAAUUGUUAUGUGUUUAAAUGGACACUGUAUUGCAUUCAGCCUUUUAUAAAGUGUGAGAAUGCACAAAGCUUGUUAGGCUGUCAGUGCCCAUACUAUUUAUACAGUUUUUUUUCUUUAUUUUUCGUUGUGUUUUUUGGCUGUAUGCACAUCUCUUUUAAUAUGAUUUAAAUAAACAUGAUGGCUUUACGAGAAUUAUUAUGAUGUUGGCCUUGUAUAGCUAACUGGAGGCUCUGGCGCAUCCCCUUUGACAUGCCUAGACUUAGCGACAAUUACAGCCAGGAAACUUGGAAAAUCUCCUACCACUUGAAUAUGUUAGGAUGAGAAAUCUGGUAGUAGUGCAUUGGGCAUUCACUUGCUCUGUUGGAAUCAGAUUUGGGAUUGGUCUGAUAACCUCAUUAUUUAUAGCUAUAAAUCUCCCUCCUCCCGCCAAAGUUAUAGGGGAUGGUUGAAAGGGAGAGAGGAUAUUGCCUUAGGCAUGCACAUAAACGACAAGCUACACUGGCAAAUCAACUAAUCAUGCUGUGUUUAUAGAUCUGUAUAAUUAAUGUCCCUCAGGCAAACAUCUGUCACGGGUUUGAGGUGAAUGGGCUUGGUAUGCAGAGAUUUUAUAAGGACACAGUCAUUGAAUUAAAGGUUUUAUUUUGAAAACAAAUACAAAUAAUGCAAAAGAUCCAAUGCAAGUAUAAACAGUAAAGGUGGAGUUCUUACCACUGUCUGUUAAACUUCCUGACCACCUAGACGAAUGACGUUCGGGAGAUAUGAUCUACCGACUGGGAGGAGCAUUCGCUCCCUAAAAGCGUUCGUCGGUGUUCGCACAGGAACCCCCAAAAGUCGACCGGCCAUCUGGAACUGUUUUGGGCUAUCACCUCGUGGCUGGACGGUCAGAACUUUACACGAGUAGCAAUUUCGUUCUACAAAACCGAUCUGAGUGCUUUCUGGAUAUGUUGGGUGCUCAGAUCAGAGUUAUUCUGGGAUAUAUUUUCUGUGGGGUUCCUGUACUGUUUUCAUUUAUUAUUGGGGUAUUGGAAAAAUAUUGCAUAAGUUUCUGUAUUUGAGAGAUAAUUGAGUUAUCCUAAUUACAACACAAUUAUCUCUCAAACACAAAGGCUCCUGGGAAGAAACCCUUGUAUUCUAGAUGUGUAUACCCCAUGCUAGGGGCCACUGCAUAAAAGCCAUGUGUGGCAGAAUAAAGUUCAGUCGUACUCCCAGAACUGUGUGUAGUCCAUUUACUGUUGAGGUGGGCUAUUCACUUGGCAAGUUUCUUGUUCUUGAGUUCAAUUAUUGAUGAUCCAGCGGAGGAAAAUCCCAAUCAGGACUAGGGCUCAGCUAUAGAAGGCUCCUCUGGGUAAUUAGGUGUCCACACCUCCCUAUGUGGGUAGGAUGCUAUAUCCGUUUGUUAACUGAAAGCCACUGUUCCCCACACCGCUUCCAGGAAAACCUAUUUGGGUUCCCCAGGGUUCUGAUAGCCUGUGGGGAUCCUGGGGCAGUGUGUGGAGUACAUGGCAUACAUGCCACCUAGUCUGUCGCCAGAGGGAAGGUACGCUUGCAGAUGGACAGAGUUUGUGUCCCUUCCCCUGCAUGCCGCAACCCACUUGGUGCGUCUGCGGGGCCCAGGGUGACUGCAGAGGCAGCGGCGCCUUGUGCCAAUGGCAUGCCUCCGAGGAGUUGAGAAGACAGCCGGCCACCGAGAGGUAGGUGAAGCACAUUCCUCACUCCCAGGACGCCAAGAAACACGUGGCAUCUGGUGUGCCGUGACAACACCUCUUUUAAUUACAUGACAUGCAAUCUACAUUCCAUAACUAGAGUUAGUGUCUCAGAAAAUCUUUUCAUGAAUUGUGGUAGACUGGUUCAUGAUCCAAUUAUUUUUUUCUAUCUUUAGGUGACAAGGUCAUUCCACUUUUUGCACCUCAAUGUGGACAGUGCCGAUGCUGCAAAGAUCCAAGGACCAAUAUCUGCACUACAGCUCGGUUAGUACUAUCUCUUAAUAACCCUUCAGAUACUUUCCCAGCCAGAAAUUAAGCUUACAGGCUUAUUAUUUCCAGGCAGAGAUUUUGGACCCUUUUUUGAGUAUAGGAACUACAUCUGACUUUCUCCAAUCCUCUGGUACAAUUUCUGAAAGUGAAGAUUAAAAAGAGGUUUGCUUAUUGCAGACUUAGCUCCCUAGAUACUCGUGUUUGAAUACCAUCUGGCCCUGGGGUUUUGUUGACAUUAACUUUCUUUAGUUGCUGCAGCACCUUGUCUUGAGCCAUCAAAUCACAAUUUUCUGUAAGUUUUUGCAGCAAUUAUUUUAUUUUAUGAUAUGAUACAUACUGAUGAAAAAUAUGUUUUUUUUUAAAUUGCUGCCUUUCCCUGGUUUUCAUUUUACUAACCCAUACUUUCAUUCUUGUUUUUAUUUUUUAUUUUUAGAAUAUAUGCACUUAAACUUUUGUCUAGCACUCUUUCACCAUCUCUUUUUCAUAUUCUAGUUUAGCCCAUCUAGUCACCUUUAUACAGGUAUGAUUUACUUCCUUAUAUUUUAAAAAGGAUGCCUUUAAUUUGUCUGAUUUAAAUGCUUUAAAUGCCCUUCUUAUUUUUUAUUCGUCACUUGCCUUCCUACUAAGCUACAUUGUAUAGCUACAUUGUGUUUCAGUAUGUUUCUUUUACAUUUAUUACCCAAGGCUAUAUAAGGAGAAGUGUAAGGAAGGAGAAAAAGGUGGUAAAAUGACAAAGAGCACUCUGAUUGGCUUAAACCAGCCAAUCAGAGUGUUCUUAGCCUAAUUGCAGGGCGGGGCCACAAUGAUUAAACCCGAUAGAGACUCUUCAGACUUUCAGACACUAAGAGAAAUUCAGUGAUGGGUGUCGGAAUAUAGUAUGCUAAGGCCACGAAACAAGAGCAUAUGGUGGCCCUAACUGUUCUGUUUAAUAUGACCACAUAUUUCUGUACUUGGUUUCAUUCUCCCUUCAUAUCAGUGUCUUUUUCACUCCUUCUUCACCCCUGUCUAUAUGUAUAUAUGUUCUUUUUGUGUGUGUUUAAUUGGACUUCCCUGUCCCUGGCUCAUCUCAUUCUCUCCUGGAGUUUUUGUAUGGAUGGCUUCUUAACUCCAUGUUAGUUUGAUUAUUAUUAUUAUUAUUAUUAUUUUAUUAUUUAUAUAGCGCCAACAAAUUCCGUAGCGCUGUACAAUGGGUGGACUAACAGACACAUAAUUGAGAUCAGACCACUGACGUACAGGAACAGAGGGGGUUGAGGACUCUGCUCGAUGAGCUUACAUGCUAGAGGGAGUGAGGUAUAGUGACACAAAGGGUUAAAGUAGGGGAAUUAAAUAGUUUGUUACAGAAGGGUUUAUUGAGUGCUUGGCAGGUCAUUUUUGACAGGUGCAGGAAUGGAGUCGUGGGGUGGGGGAUGAGAAACCUGCUGACAGUUUAAUUGAUACGCUUUAAUGAAGAAGUGAGUUUUCAAAGAUUUUUUUGAAGGAAUGGAGGCUGGGUGAAAGUCUGAUUGAGGAGGGAAGGGAGUUCCACAGAAUAGGUGCAGCCCUGGAGAAGUCUUAAAGGCGAGCAUCAGAGGUGGGGAUCCGGGCAGAGGAUAGGCGUAGGUCUUGGGCUGAGCGCAGGGGUCUCGCCGGGACAUACUUGUGUAUGAGGGAGGAUAGGUAUGUUGGAGCAGCAUUAUGUAGGGAUUUGUAAGCAAGCGCCAGAAUUUUGAAUUGGGCCCUAUAUCUAACUGGAAGCCAAUGCAGGGACUGACAGAGCGUGGAGGCGUGGGAGGUGCGACCGGACAGGAAAAUAAGCCUUGCAGUCGUAUUCAUUAUAGAUUGCAGUGGUGCAAGCUGGGAACAUGUAAGACCAGUGAGAAGGGGAUUGCAAUAGUCAAGGCGAGAGAGAACAACAGCAUGAACCAGUACCUUAGCCGCGUCCGGCGUUGGAUAUGGGCGGAUGCGCGCUAUGUUCUUCAGUUGGAAGCGACAGGAUUUGGCUAUCGAUUGAACAUGGGGAGUAAAAGAGAGAUCAGAAUCAAAAAGAACCCCUAGGCAGUGAGCCUGGGAGGUAGAGGUGAUAGUAGCGCCGUUGACUUGGAUGGAGACGGGAGUAGCAGCACUUGAGGGAGGAAAAACUAGAAGUUCUGUUUUGGACAGGUUGAGUUUAAGGAAGUGGGCAGCCAUCCAAUUGGAAAUAGCAGAGAGGCAGUCAGAAACACGAGUCAAGGUGGGCGGAGAGAGAUCAGAGGAGGACAGGUAGAUUUGCGUGUCAUCUGCAUAUAAAUGGUAUUGGACGCCAAAAGAGCUGAUGAGUUUACCAAGGGAGGCAGUAUAGAUAGAGAACAGUAGGGGGCCGAGGACAGAACCUUGGGGGACGCCGACAGGGAGGGGUUGGGGAGAAGAGGCAGAGCCAGAGAAAGAAACACUGAAGGAGCGCUGGGAGAGGUAGGAGGAGCACCAGGAGAGAGCAGAAUCCCGUAGACCAAAGUUACGGAGAAUGUGAAGAAGCUGUUGAUGAUCAACAGUGUCAAAGGCGGCAGAAAGAUCAAGGAGGAUUAGGAUAGAGUAUUGGCCGCGAGAUUUAGCAGCAAUGAAAUCGUUGGAUACUUUGGUCACAGCAGUUUCGACAGAGUGACCAGCGCGGAAUCCAGACUGAAGGGGGUCAAGCAGAGAGUUAGAUUCAAGAAAGUCUGUUAAUCUGACGUAGACAACUCUCUCAAGGAUCUUGGAGGCAAAUGGCAGUAGCGAGAUAGGACCAUAAAACCAUAAAUGUUCAUGGUUUUAUCGAGUUCCUCUCAAAUGAAUCAUUAUGCUGAGUUUGGAGUUUUUUCCCAGCACCUCACAUCUUUAUUUUUGGCCUCGUAUACCUUAACUUUAAGUUGUGCCCCUCUCUCUUACCAGCUCACAAGCAAUGCACCGGCCUUCUGGACUUAUGAGCCUUAGCACAGUUACGGAGGGAGGAUAAGUUUGUUAUUUAUUGUAUACUACUUUAACUUAUAUUGCCAUAUGUGACUGUUGCUUUGCGUAAAACAAAAUAGAGAAGAAAAAAAAGAAGGGAAGAGAAAAAAAAGUAAAGAAAAAUAUGGAAAGAAAAAUUAGUAUUGUAUAUGGGAAAAUAAAAUAAAAAAAAAAAACUGUUAAAAAAUAAGAAAACAGAAAAUAAAGGCUAAAAAGAUGAGUGUUAUGAUGGGGGGCCUGCAGAUAGCCUUACUUACUCCAUGUUUUUGUUUAUUCUUUAGUCAUUCUGUAUGUUUGAACAUUUUGAUAGUGACAUUCUUUGGUCCUCUCUGAUUAAUAUCUCUAAGGGGGAGUCCGUCUCCACUGGUUGCCUUUCUGUAUUACUCCUUUUAAUUAGACAUGCAGUGAGGCAAUUGUUCCCCAAAUAUCUUUUCUUUAUUUUACGAUCAUACCACAUUUAUAUUGCUAUCUUUAUUUGGAGAUGAUGCCAAAUUGUUGUCUCUGGAGUUCCCACUUCUACCACUUCUACUAAUGGGUCAGAACCUGACCAUUAACUUUUGUAAACAUGCACUUAAUCUACAGAUUGAGGGGUGUAUUGUGCUGGGUUCCUUGUCUGCCUUAUCUUAUAAUUUGGGUCAUUAUUUAUGCUUCUUUUUUAUUUAUUUUGAUUUAUUCUUACUGUUUAGGAGAACUGCCUAUUAUUCUGUAUGGAUAAGGUGUCUUGCUUAUUCAUCUUUUCAUGAUACAUAUUAAAUCUGGUAUAUUUGCGCAACUACCCUUUACUUAUUUUCUGUUAGCGAUGACAUGGUUGUACUUACCCAGGUAGAGGAGGAUUAAGUUUGCCCUCAUUCUUUAAUUAUUACAGAUUCAUAUACCUUAUGAGACUUGUGGACUGGCAUUACAUUGCUUCUUCCAAGCAUUAGCUUAUUAUGGCUCAGAACUUUACUGGAAGACAAUUGUUUAUCUUAACUUGGCUAGCUAGCACUUCUCUGACACAUCAUGUGCAAUCCCAUCUGUUAAUGUCUGCUACAUUAAACUUUUGUUUUAUUGUAUGAUAUUCUCUUGCUCUCAAUGUCAUUAGAGGGUCCAUGACCCACUAGACUGCAGCCCUGAAAUCACAGACAGCUUACAUUCAAAGGGCUUUCCUGGGACUGAGCUCAAAUAACAUGGUACUAUAAUUUGUCAUAGGAGUCCUACCCAAACACACAAGAAAGUCGAAACUCACAAAAGGUGGCUCCAAAAGAUGUUUACCGAGCCUUAGAAUGGCCGAACUUAACACAUUAAUACAGCAAGAAACAAGAUCAAGAUAAAUCAAGACAAAGCUGAGUCAGUAUACCAGAAACCACAAGUCAAAUAUGAAUGCUACACAAUUCUAUUAAAAAAAUUAAAUCCAAAGAGAUUGAAUCAAGGAUUCUCAAAUACACCAUUUAUAGGCUACAGCUGCAUUAUUGAUUUAUCUGCAUAGGAUUAUUUCAUUUCAUAAAGAACUAUCAGUAUAUGGCCCACGAGGAGAUAUAAAUAGUCUUUUCUUUUUUUAAUUUUGUGUAUUUUUCAGCAUGUACCUUAUACAUUUUUUAUUUUUUUGGGCAGCCUACAUUGUUGAACUUAUAGGUAUUGGAAAUAGAACCAUGUUAGAAAUGUAUACCCGCUUUUCCUGUACAAAUCAUAGACGACUACCUCAUUUGGAUAGCAAUACAAAAUUACCCAGUAAAUCAUCCAGUGAAAAUUUGGAAUUUAAAAAUCUAAAAUCGCCAUUACUAUAUGGGUGGUAAAAAUAUGUGGACUUUACUGUAGUGGGACACAUAUGAUCUGUGAAAUUAACCGUAAAAUUUAAACACGUGUGAAAAGCACAAAAAAAAUUAAUAUUAUCCGAAGUUUGGGCUGGGUUGGUGAUGAAAUGGUUAGAUGAAAACAGUCAAAAUGCUUUUAGUUGAAGAAACAAACAACGGCCAUAAAUAUAAAUAUGUUUGUGUGUGUAAUAUGUUUAUAAGUGUGUGUGUAUAUAUGUAUAUAUAUAAUUUUACAUAGUGCCUCUGUUUCUCACACCUAAUACCAGUAUGGAACGACCCAAAGGAUUGAUGGCUGAUGGCACCAGCAGAUUUACCUGCAAGGGAAAAAAAAUAUAUAAUUUCCUAAACACCAGCACAUUUACUGAAUAUACUGUCAUUGAUGAAAUUGCAGCUGUUAAAAUUGAUGAAAACACAGCAUUGGAUAAUAUCUCUCUUAUUGGAUGUGGUUUUUCUACUGGUUAUGGUUCUGCUUUGAAUGCAGCCAAGGUAUGUCUGCUUGCUUGUUUGCAGUAGUGCAGCAACAGAUGACGUAUAUAUUGUAUACAGUUGUGCUCAAAAGUUUGCAUACGCCUGGUAACAUAUGUACCCCUUUUAAAGAAAACAUUAGUGAGCAGGCAAAACACAUUUUUUUUUCUUAUGGGAUUCUUAUUCAACUGUAGGAAUGGCACAAUCAUAAAACAAAACAUGGCAACAAAUUUUAAAAUUUUAAAUUACCCCUGUUCAAAAGUCUGCAUACUCUUAAUUCUUGUAAUACUGUGUAUUGCCCUCUUUAGCAUCAAUUGCAGCAUGCAGUCUUUUGUAAUAGUUGUCUAUGAGGCCCCACAUUCUUGCGGGUGGUAUAGUCUUUGGUCAUUUUGCAUGAACCACACGUUUAAGAUCUUCCCAGAGUGGCUCGAUGAUAUUAAGGUCAGGAGAUAGCCACUCCAGAACCUUUAUCUUUUUCUGCUGUAAUUACUGGAGUGUCAACUUGGCCUUGUACUUAGUGUCACUAUAAUUCCUGAAAGUCCAAAAGCAACCCAUGCGCAGCCUUCAUGCAUAGGAAUGCAAAUUGUCUACCAGUAUUUUCUGAUAAUAUGCUGCAUUCAUCUUGCCAUUAAUUUUUACAAGAUUCUCCAUGCCUUUAGAAACAUAGAAUGUGACGUCAGAUAAGAACCAUUCGGCCCAUCUAGUCUGCCCAAUUUUCAAAAUACUUUCAUUAGUCCCUGUCCUUAUCUUCUAGCUAGGAUAGCCUUAUGCCUAUUCCACGCAUGCUUAAACUCCUUUAGUGUUACCCUCUACCACGUCAGCUGGAAGGCUAUUCCAUGCAUCCACUACCCUCUCAGUAAAGUAAUACUUCCUGUUAUCAUUUUAAAACCUGUGCCCCUCUAACUUAAGACUGUGUUCACACCCCUCCAAAACACCAGUGAGCUAGCACCAUGUUUCACAGUGAGGAUGUAUUCUUUUCACUGUAGGGCUUGUUGACCCCUCUCUAAACAUAGCGCUUAUGGUUGUGACCAUAAAGCUCUAUGUGAGCUAUGUGAAGGUGUUGUCAUGUAUAUUGUAACAGGGAUUUUUUGUUGCAUUGGCGCAGUAAAGGCUUCUUUAUGGGAACUUCACCAUAUAGCUCAUUUUUGUUCAAGCAUCGUCGUAUUGUGCUCUAUGAGACAACCACACCAUCUUUUUCCAGAGCAGCCUGUAUUUUUCAUGAGGUUACCUGUGGGUUUUUCUUUGUAUCCCGAAUAAUUCUACUGGCAGUUGUGGCUGAAAUUUUUCUUAGUCUACCUGACCUUGAUUUGGCAUCAAGAGAUCCCUGAAUUUACCUCUUAAUAAGUGAUUGAACAGUACUGACUGUCAUUUUCAAGGCUUUGCAUAUCUUUGUAUAUCAUUUUCCAUCUUUAUAAAGUUCCAUUACCUUGUUACGCAGGUCUUUUGACAUUUCUUUUCUGCUCCCCAUCGCUCCGUAUCUAGCCUGCUCACUGCAUCCUUGUGAGAACUUACAGACUCAUUGAUUAUUCAUACGCAGAUAGUAAUUGCAAUUUAAAAAGCCUCAUUUAAUUGCAAUUUUAACCUGUGUGUGUCACCUUGUGUGUUUGUAACAAUGCCACACAUUCAAGGAUAUGUAAACUUUUGAUCAGGGCCAUUUAGAUGAUUUCUGUUAUGACUAUGAUUUAAAAAGGAGCCAAAUACCUAUGUGAUAAUAAAUGGCUUCAUAUGAUCGCUAACCUCCAAUAAAAUAUUUUUUUUGCAUGAUCAGUCAUAUUUUCAAAAUCAAUGCCAAAAUUUCACAAUUUCUGCCAGGUUAAAUUGCCAGAAAAAUAUAGCUAAAUGUUCAUAGAGUAGAAAUCUUAUUAUAAAUUCCUCAAUUCAUAAUAUGAGCCAAUAUAUUCUUUCGAUUCAUUGAUCCCCAGCAAUAGAUCACCAAUUCAUUGUUUGCACACCAGCCAUAUUCCACCUUGAUCCGACUAUUAUUAGUAUUUUUUAUUUAUUUAUUUACAGACUAUUUCUUCCAAAUACAACCUCCAUAAUAUUAACCCAAUUUAUUGCUCCCAAGCAACCUGGUUUAAGCAUACAAGGGAUAUGUAUAAGGGUAUGCUAGCCUUAAGAUAAGGCCAGGGACUAAUUAAAGUAUUUAGAAAAUUGGGCAGACUAGAUGGGCCAAACGGCUCUUAUCUGCCAUCACAUUCUAUGAUUCAUAGUUCCAGUUUCUCUUUUAUUAGACUUAUGAGUAAAAUCUCUCACUGUAGUUUGAGAGUGAUUUCUUCUAGUAAGGUUAUAAGGUAAUGUACAUCAAAUAUAUGUUACCUUCAUCUUGGAUUACUUAGACUUAUUUUCACUUUCAAAAGAAUCAUGACCUAAAUGUCACUAAGCAAUGAAUAGCAUAGAGAUUUCUAUAGAACUCACUCUUUUCUAUAUUUUGUGCAGGUACAUCCAGGGUCUUCAUGUGCUGUGUUUGGUUUGGGUGGUGUUGGACUUGCUGCUGUCAUGGGCUGUAAAGCAGCUGGUGCGUCCCGUAUAAUUGGAGUGGAUAUUAAUAAGGGCAAGUUUGGCCUGGCUAAAGAAUUAGGAGCAACUGAGUGCAUCAACCCCAAAGAUUACGACAAACCUAUCCAGCAGGUUCUUGUAGAGCAGACUGGUGGUGGUUUGGAUUAUGUAUUUGAAUGCAUUGGGGACACAGAAACUAUGGUAUGUGGAGCUAACAUAGCCCUGAAUAAUAUAAUGGUCUAAUAUCUAAUGCCGGAAAAAUGCGUUAAAAAUAAGAUUAACGAUACGAUUUUACAUCCUAUAUUCCACUUCAAAUAUUCUGCUAAGAAAAUAAUUACUUGCUUGAUAUUUAAGAAGGUUCUUUUACAAAAUCAAAGCAUUGUAUGGACAUAUUUAAUGUUUGUAUUCACAACACCAAAUCCAUCAUUGAACCAAAGUAUAUCUCAGAAAGUUGCUAGAUGGAAUAGGUUCUUUUACCCCUUCUGUCCAACAACGGAGUUUAAAGCGGCACUGUCAUGGUUGCAUCCAUUUUUUUUAACCGCCACUCCCGACUCCACAUCUAUUUUCGCCCCUACACACACCCAAAUGCCCCUAGGCAUAUUACCUUUUUUAAUCUUUAUUUUGUGGCCGGACCUAGGUCCUGGGUGCCGCCAUCUUUGUGUGGGUAGAUGAAGGCCCUGUGGGCACAUCAUCUGCCCACACUAGAUAGCAUUGUAAAAUUACCGGGCAUGCCCAGUUAAACAUUGUCUGAAUUUUGGACGGGAAGUUUGUAUAUUCAUUCGUCAGAAAGACGAAUGAAUAGAAACAUCUGACGAACAAACAAACACAGAAUAUCGGUGUUCGUUUGUUUGUUCGUUUAGUUUAUUACAAGGAGGGAGCUAGCAGCAAGCAGCUCCCUCCUUGUAAUAUUUAAACAUAGAAGCAGCAGGAAGCAGUGCUACCCGCCACUUCCUAAGCCCCCCCCCCAUGUCCUCCUUUACUCUAUGGGGGUCAACAUAGCACAAGGGAGACUGAAAUCUCCAGAAUGCCCCUACUCGCUAGGCCAGCGUAUUGUGGCAUGUCUAUUAAACAGUGAGCAGCCUGUGGCUACUAACUGUUAAAAAAAAGUGUUAUUUUGGUGGCAUCUAUUAACUAGCAGUGGAGAUAAAGUGUCCCCCCCAAGAGCCCAACAGUGCCCCGCGAGUGGGGGCUAUUCAACUAAAUGGUGGACAUAGGGCCCUAAAUGACAAUAGGGGAGACCUAUUUUCUUCCCCCCCUCCACCCAUGAGCGGUAGGUGGGGGCUCUAAAUGACAAUGGGGGAGACCUAUUGUCCUACCCUCUGACUCAUGAGCAGCAGGUGGGGGCCAUAAAUUACAAUAAGAGGGGAUCUAUUAUCCCCCCCAGUUCUCACCCAUGAUUGUCGGGUGGAGGCCUUAAAUUACAAUAUGGGGGAAGUAUUCUCCCCCCAGGCCCCCACUCAUGAGUGGCGGGUAGGGACCCUAAAAGACCGUGGGGGGGACCUAUUGUUUCCCCCCCACCACCCCCACCCACGGGCGACAGGUGAGGGCUAAAUGAAAAAAACAAAAAACCUCCCUGCAGGUGACUAGGGGGCCCCAAGCCCCUAGACAUCCCCCACACCCAAAAAAAUUAAAUAAAGCCCUAACUAUUCCCCUCACCCUAAAAACGAGUGGGAAAUUCUAUUUUGAUAUGAAUAUAGAAACUUUAAAGGUUGAUUUGUUAUGACAGAAUUAUGAAAAUGUUAUUGAAUUGAAUGAAAGAGGCAGAUAUAUUACCACGUCAUACUUAAAAUGAAGGAAUAAAAAUUAAACUGUAAUUAUAGUGUUAAGCUUUCCACUUAAAUGUUAUAUUUGCAUUUCUUCCAUUCCUCCUUUUUGCAUCAUAAAUAGAAAUGUAGUACUUACUUUUACUCCACAGGUCGCAGCUAUAAAUUCCAGCCACCAUGGCUUUGGAACAACUGUGAUCGUUGGUGUAUCUGCAGCAAACAAAACUAUCACGUUUGACCCAAUGAUCUUUCUUACUGGACGUACACUAACAGGAUCUGUUUUUGGAGGUAUAAUUAAUUAUUGGGGAGUUAUUACAUGUGUAUUACUACUACUAACAUUUUUUAAUAGUUUAAUAAUUUGCUUUUGCAACUGUCUCAUGUUAUAUUAAUAAGGCUGACAGUACUUGUAGGGUAAACUGAAAAAAUCUCUAUGAAGGGCUUCAUUUUUUUUGGCAGCAGACUAAGCUAGGCAUAUGUUCAUGGUAAAGACUGCAAGUGACAAAAGUUGGUUGCAUUGUGCAGAUUUAUUCUACGAGAAGCAGAAUUACUAAACUGAGUGCCCACUGGAGUUAAUGGAAGUCUUUUCCAGGCUAAAAUCAUGAGAAACAUAAAAAUAGAAACAUCAGUUAAAGGACAGGAUUAAUUGCAUUUAGGAUUUAACUUCAGGCCUCCCAACUAUCCCAUUUAUGAUGAGUCAGUCCCGAUUUUAGGGCCCUGUCCUGUGAGCCGCUUUUAGGGACACCAGAGAACUGACAUGAAAAAUCAUAGUGCAAACACAUCAUUAGAUGCAGUUGCUCCAUGCUAGGACCAUUCGAAGAGCACUAAAACAAAUAAACUGGCCUUUGUGAUUAGCAGACAUCCUGGCGUGCAUUCAUGCCAGUCUGAGCUGCUAGUUCUUUAGGUUUACCCACUCAUAUUUUGGAUGUGUCCAUCCUUUUUGGGCAGCACAAGUGGUGCAAUUUGUUUCACUGGCCCACCUCCUUUCAGCAUCCUGAUUCACACACCGAUGUUGGGGGUCAUUGGACUCUGAAGCAUCCUACUAAUCAAAGCUGUAACGUGAAGCCAUGCAGUGUUAGUAGAGCUGAUAAUUCAAAGGGUUUCCCCAAAGCAUGUACUUUUUAUACUUAGAGUACUGUUUACUGAGAUUUGGGACGUUAUCAUUGAACACAAAUGUCUGUGGCAAUCUACCACCAUGCAGACCAAAAACGAAAUGUGAAAUGCAAUCCAAACACAUGCAGUUUGAGUCUCAAAAUAUAUGAUGCUAAUGAGUUUUUAAAGUGAUUUUCAAUUUAUAACAAAAUAUGUGCUUUUUAGGUUGGAAGCCAAAGGAUUCUGUCCCUAAACUGGUUCAUGAUUACAUGGAAAAAAAGUUUGAUCUGGACAAGCUGGUGACACAUAGACUACCUUUUGAAAAAAUCAAUGAAGGAUUUGAUUAUUUGCGUAAAGGAAAAAGGUAUUUAUUUCUGCAUUGUAGUUUAUUGAUAGACAGGAGCAGAACCCAAAGCAUGCCCUACUUAUUGUUUGUUACUGCAAACUAUUAAUCAUAUUUUAAGGUGUAGCAUGCAUGUGUAGCAGUUUAAAAGAAACACUCCAUUACCAUAAAACGUUGACUGAUUUAUGCUGUUAUAGAGCAGGAGUGUCUGGACGCCAUCUUAUCAUCAGAUGAUACUCUCAACUUAUCAUAGGCAUCCCACUUAGAGAAAUAGUAUAGUUAAACAUUCUACAGUUGAGGAAGGCUGCAGUGUUGGCACCAGAGUCCCGAGUUUGGAGUUAAACCAUUGCAAAGCAGUUAACCCCUUAAUGUAAGGUGGCGCCUGGACACUCCAGUCCCCAUGACAACUCAAUAACCUGAAGUUGUUAUAAAGGUGGGUGUGCUCCUUUAAAUUUAAAUUAAUCAAAUAUUAUUUAGAUGUGUACAAGUGUCUCAUUACUAAAAUUAUUGAUAAUGAGAAUUAAUUUUAUUAGCAUUGUUAUUAUUAUUAAUAGCAUAAUUACAAACAAAAUAAUGCUGACAGAAACAAAAAUAAAAAUGGCCCACACAAACAUAACUAAUCUAGAAACAUAUUACUGUUAACAGUUUACAAAACUCAAUAUUUUCCAGCAAGCAGAAGGUGAAAACGCCACAUAAAGUACUAAAAAUCAAAGCCUUACAGGUGAAACUAAAUAAAAACGUCUAAUAAAAAAAAAUACAUUACUGGUUCACUCUCAAGGAAUCAAGGGAAUAAAAUAGGGCUAUAUAGUACAGUAAAGACUAACAUGCUACAGAAAGGAAAUAUAAGAUAGCUUAAAGGGACACUAUAGUCACCAGAACAACUACAGCUUAUUGAAUUUGUUCUGGUGAGUAGAAUCAUUACCUUCAGGCUUUGUGCUGUAAACACUGUCUUUUCAGAGAAAAUGCAGUGUUUACAUUACAGCCUAGUGAUAACUUCACUGGCCACUCCUCAGAUGGCUGUUAGAGAUCCUUCUUGGGUCAUGGCUGCCUAAAAUGCAUCCAAACAUUCAGUGUCUCCUCCCUCUGCAUGCAGACACUGGACUUUCCUCAUAGAGAUUCAUUGAUUCAAUUCAUCUAUAUGAGGAGAUGCUGAUUGGCCAGGACUGUGUUUGAAUCAUGCUGGCUCUGCCCCUGAUCUGCCUCUUUGUCAGUCUCAGACAAUCCUAUGGGGAAGCACUGUGAUUGGAUCAGGCUACCACCUCUCAUGAUGUCAGCAGACUGCUUGUUUUUUUUUUUAGGCAAACAGCAUGCAGAUUUACAGCUUCUGGCUUGAAUACAGUAAGAUUUUGCUAUAUUUAUGGAGGCAUGAGGGGUUCAGGGGGGCUAGAUGUUGGUUUUAAUGCUAUAGGGUAAGGAAUACAUGUUUGUGUUCCUGAUCCUAUAGUGAUCCUUUAAAAUCUACCUCUAGAUGUCAGUGUAUAGCACUGCUAGCAAAAUAGGAGCAGGAGAAAUAAACCUAUUUUACUGGAAAUAAUAGAGGAUCGCUAAUAAUAGAUUUCCUAAUGAUGAUGUCUAUCUAUCACUUCAAAAACGAAAUUAUCUGAAAUCACAAGAGAGUACAGCACACACACACAUAUAUAUAUAUAUAUAUAUAUAUAUAUAUAUAUAUAUAGCAAAAAGAGCUACAUCCUACUAAAGAAAUUGCAUGAUCAGAAGAUACUCCAUAGACACAAGACAGGUUGCAUAUCUCAAUACCUCAAUUAAAAUUAUCAUCAUCAAAAUCAACACUAUGUUUGUAAACUGGCAGCUGAAAUGUUCUGCAUUUGUAUUCCCACUUACUAGGCUUUUCAGAGGGAAGUGAAAAUGUAUUCAAAUGAAUUAAAAAGAUAGGAAAAAAAUCAAACAAAGCAAGUGGAUAUUUCCCAUUGAAAAAUAGAGAGGGAGUAGGGGAUUACGAUUUAAAUAGCACUCAGUCUGGAUCAAGGUACACCAACCCCUCAAUGUACAAAAAAAAUAAUAUCCAACUAAAAUAUUUAGUAAGAUUGCCAUAAGCCAAUAUAUAGAUAAUACAAUGAAAUACGAUAGAGAUAGCAGCAAGUGGCUAAAAAUAAAUUCAAUACGAAGAAUACAAUUAACAAUAUCAUAGUUAGUAUACAUAAAAAUACACAUGUAAAAAAUAUUUCAAUAUCAGUUGGCUAAUAGAGGACAGGAAAGUGAUAAAAAAUGGCGCUGGUGAUCAAGUAGUGCUGCUGUGAACCGUGGAAUCAACCACUAAAUCCCACCAAAUACAGAAAAGGAUAAAACAAAAGAAGGUUCAGCGCUCUACUAAUAAACAAUACAGGUGCACAGUGUACUAUAAGUGCAAUAAACAAAGAAAACACAUACACUUAAAAUGGACUUUAUCCACAGAGAUCACUAUAAAACAUAAAGCCUCACAUAGGCAAUAUAGUCUGUAUGAUAUCCACACUGUAUUAAUAUGUUUGUAACAUCCUACUCACAUGUUAAUGAUAGCAAAAACAAACAAAGAUAUAAGGAUGCGCCUAAAACUUAAAACUAUGAUAAAAUAUAGGACUAAAUUAGUCAGAUAAAAUACAGAAUAAAAUAAGUGAUAAAACAAUAGUCCAAUAAAAUAGGCUUAUCACAGUCCGUGAGGGUAGGUCCCACUUGUAAAGGAAUAUUCUUUAGGGUGUAGAUGGGAUCGUAUCUUCAAAUGUUGAAAAUUCAGCAUAUGUGGAGAGAAAAAUAAAAACAGGACUCCAAUGGCACAGUAAAUCAGUAUAUAAAAUAAAUAUAAAAGCAUAAAAUCAGUCUUACUCACACUUUUCAGAGCUAGGAUCAGCUCUGAUAUUGCUCGCGUAAAGUGGAAUGACCCCCACUUCAAGGAUAUAUGGAGUGAAUUUUGAUAGUUGAAUAUCUGACGUGGAUUCAGCGUUCAAUUUGACGUAAUACGACCCAGAGGAAAAAAUGAAAUAAAAUAUAUAGUGCUCACUGUAUGUAAUCCAAAAUUAAAAGUAAAGUAAAGUAUACUACUCACGUAAAGUAGAGCAGACUCAAAACUGCUCAGUGAAGGCGCUCGGGUGGUAUAAUCCCCACCUAUGGAUUCUUUGCACUUCCUGCAGGGUGAGCCGUAUACGUAAAAUCAAAUAAAAGAAAAUGUAUCUAAAAUCAGGUAAAGGAGAAAGCAAAUGGCAAUAAAGUAUUUUAUGCCAAUAAAAUAUCUUUAUUAUAAAAUUAAGAACAAAAUCUAUUAGUAUCUAAACACGUUUCGCCUUAACAGGCUUCUUCAAGUAGAUAGUAGGAAAGAGGGGGGGCAUACCUGACAUACAUAAGCUUAUAUAGUGUGUAAUAGUACUUUAAAUUUAAAAUUCCCGCCAAAAUGACGUCAUAAAAUUAGCAUAUAGAUAAUACAGGGAAGUUAUUAUAAAACAGUUAUUGCACACAUAAAAUUAACAAUACAAUGAUAAAAAGCAUAUUUGCAUUAUUUAAAUAUUAAAACGAAGGUUAUAAUUUACUUUUUAAAUAAAAAAAGACCGAUCACGUGACGCGCGAUAAGAAGUACUUCCGCGUCACGUGAUGCUCUGUGGAACGCAUGCGUCAUUAAGGCAUAUAGUAUAAAGGGGAGCUGUCUGGCCUCACUCAAAGUGGAGAAGAUAAGAGGUGGAGCCGUUUAUAUACAAGAGCAGGCAGGCGGCUGUGGCAAGCAGCCUUCUUCAGGUGCAUGUUCCAGUUGGCUGAUGUUUUACAGAUGCUAUAUUUUACAGCAUGUUGAAUUAAGACAGUAAUAGUAUUUUUUAAAUGGUUUGUAAGAAAGUGUGUAGCUAUUUUAUGUUGGACCUAAGUGUCCAGUCGGACUUCUAUUUGUUAGAUUAUGUCGUCCUAUGCAGCCAAUAACAAAAAAAAAAACAGAAACAUUAUUGUUUACAUGUGUGUCCUACGAUGCUGCACUUUAAUUCUGGCUUUACAACCAAUAAAAGUUAAUUCACAAAAACAUGUAAAAUAAAUAGGAUAAAUAUAAUAAGCAAAAGUUGGGCAAACUACCAAUGUUAAAAGGCUAAAAGUCUAUUAGAAUAAAGUCCACAGAAAAUGUAGCAAUAUGGAUCUGAAUACUGAUGCAACAUGCAAUGUUGCAAAAAUGUAACAAUCAGACCUCUUUGGUCAAUUCUAUAGUAGUUGGUAUUUGGUCAGGGAAGCCAAAGAUCACCUGAAAUUAGAAAAAAAGAUCCAUAGUGCCCAUUAUAUAUAUAUAUAUAUAUAUAUAUAUAUAUAUAUAUCUUUAUUAUCAAAUGGAAUUAAAACACUCACAUUGAUACUGUAAUGGAGAGCCACAUAGGGGUUAGCCCCGACAUGGAAGUCAGCCUUACAAUUCGUUGAUUGAUCUUGAGCCUGGUCAAGAGGGAUAGGAGCUGCAGUCAACCCACCAUACAGACCAGUGUCAACGGCCGAACUGGGAAGCAUUGGGAGGCUUUAUUAUUAAAUAGAAUUAAAACACUCACAUCGAUACUGUAAUGGAGAGCCACAUAGGGGUUAGACUCCGACGUGGAAGUCAACCUUACAAUUUGUUGAUUGGUCUUGAGCCUGGUCAAGAGGAAUAGGUGCUGCAGUCAACCCACCAUACAGACCAGUGUCAACGGCCGAACUGGGAAGCAUUGGGAGGCCAGUGCACAUGUGUGGCACUGUAAAAAUCAGCAUCUCUUCAGUUUCAGUUUCAGAGAAACUGCUAUGUUUAUAAAUGGGUUAAUCCAGCCCUCAAAGCCUAUAGUGGCUGUCACUGUGUGAAAAUCACAGUGAGAACACGCAAGCAUCCAUAGGAAAGCAUUAUGAAUGCUUUCCUAUGAGACCGGCUGAAUGCGCGUGCAGCUCUUGCCGCGCGUGCCCAUUCAGCCGAAUGGGAGGAGAGGAGGAGGAUCGGAGGCGGAGAGCUCCCCGCCCAGUGCUGGAGAAAGGUAAGUUUUAACCCCUUUACCCAGAGCACGGUGGGAGGGGGACCCUGAGGGUGGGGGCACCCUCAGGGCACUAUAGUGGUCCUUUAACCACAGAUGUUAUAUGUAGCUUCUUAAUCAUUUUUAAAAAUAGAACCAUACUAUAAAUUUCAGAAAAGUUAAGAGUAUCCUACCUUUUUGGUUUGAGUUGAAUGAGGGGAUUGAAGUUUGAACAUUUUUUUAUCAAAUAGGAACAUCCAGUAUUGGAGAUACCAAUAAUAUUAUACUCAUAAUGCCACCUCUUUAGCAUCCUAUAUGUCCUUUUUUGCAUGUUUCAGCAUGUAAUGUUAGCCUUUGUCCAAAAAAAAAUAUCUUUAACUCAUUCAAAGUUGUUAAAAUUGGUAGUGUGAAAAAACAACAACAUAUGAGCAUUAGUUUAAAGUUGUAAAGGUUGAAAAUCUUAACUUUAACUCACACAAAGGUAUUCUCUCUUAAGUGCCUAAUUAGUCAAAACAUGUGUCAUGCUUGUCUACAAACAUAGGAUAGUGCUGAUUGGAAUGAAUUUACUGAGAUACAGAUGGUCUUCCUCAUCUAGCACAGUACAAUUUGUUCUUUAGGAUAGCUGAUAUUGCAGUUUACAAAUUGUUUCAUCUACACAUUAUUUAUAUAUAUAUAUAUAUAUAUAUAUAUAUAUAUAUAUAUAUAUAUAUAUAUUUAUUUUCAUUUUCUGUUCUCGUGAUUUUAAAAUAUUUAGUUUCGAAAUGAUAAGUAGAUUGAUUGUUAUAAGAGACUAUAAUUUGCAGUACAACAUACUGUUUUUUUUUUUUUAUCUGUCUCCUAUCACAAUUGUAGCACUCUACAGUAUACUUUAUGCUAGGGGUAGAUUUUCAGCCAUCCUAUGCCUUAUUUUUUUACGCUGUGUAGCUCACUAUUUAAUUAAAAUAUAAAUACAUUGCUUCUCUAUCACUUAAACAAGGAAAUAAAAUAAGACUUACACCCUUGCAGUAGUACAUUUCUUUUCAUUAUAACAUUAUACGUUGUAUUUUUUCCUGGCAAACCUUUUCUAGUAUAACUGUUUAUUAUAAAGGUCACCCCCUUGUGUUUAUUCAACACAACAUAGUGUUUAGUUAAUAAACACUAUAAUCUUAGAUUAGUACUUUGCCCUUAAUUCUGGUUAUUAAAUCAUAAAUUGUGUGGCACAGCAAGCACCCUUUGAUCCAGGAGUGGUUGCUGAUGGGGGGGAAACAUAUUGCAUUAUGCAAUGUGCACAAUUAAAAUAUUUCAACCUACAAUGAACCAAUAACAAUCAGCUUAAUCCCAAUCUGGUCUGUGUUAAUUAAGGGAGCACUAUAGGGUCAGGAACACAAACAUGUAUUCCUGACCCUUUAGGGUUAAAACCACCACCUAGCCCCCUGGUUCUCUCAUGCCUCCCUAAAUAUAGUAAAAUGUUACCGGUAGCUGCUUACAUGUCCGUGUUUCCAUUAGACCUGCCCACUGCCUGCUGACAUCAGCAGAAAUGGUUACCUAUUCCAAUCACAAUGCUUCCCCAUAGGAUUGGCUGAGACUGACAAAGAAGCAGAUCAGGGGCAGAGCCAGCACAAUUCAAGCACAUCCCUGGCCCAUCAGCAUCUCCCCUUAGAGAUAAAUUGAAUCAAUGAAUCUCUAUGAGGAAAGUUCAGUGUCUGCAUUCAGAGGGAGGAGACACUGAAUGUUUGGAUGCAUUUUAGGCAGCCAUGACCCAGGAAGGAUCUCUAACAGCCAUCUGAGGAGUGGCCAGUGAAGCUAUCACUAGGCUGUAAUGUAAACACUGCAUUUUCUCUAAAAAGACAGUGUUUACAACAAAAAGCCUGAAGGUAAUGAUUCUACUCACCAGAACAAAUUCAAUAAGCUGUAGUUGUUCUGGUGACUAUAGUGUCCCUUUAAAUCUUCAGUAAAUUAGAGCACAAUUGUCCUAGUAUUUACCAUCAUCAGAAUCAUGUUAAAGUGCAAGUAGUAGAUUAAAAGCCAAUAUAUAUAUGGACUCAAUUGUUAUUGUAAUAAAUACUGUCAUUGCUCCUACUAGCCAUUAGAAUUUCUGCAUCAUUACUUGACGCUACAUUUUAUUUUACUUUGCAGCAUUCGGACAAUCUUGAGAUUUUAAAAAUCAGAUCAACAGAGUUGCUUCUACAAACGUCUUACCUUUCAAAACCUGGUCAAUUUAGGAAUCUGAAUAUAUGCUUAUAAAAAUUAUAUGCUGUUUGCAAACAAAUAAAAGACACAUUUUGUGAUUUUA
This is a messenger RNA of Pelobates cultripes (western spadefoot toad), 26430 nucleotides long. The record is from the annotation of a GenBank genome assembly. Lineage: Eukaryota; Metazoa; Chordata; Amphibia; Anura; Pelobatidae.